AUGUUCUACGUUGUCUCUUUGUCUAAAUGUAGGCUUUUUUCACCCUUGCCUGCCCGUUACGCUAAAACCUCCUAUUUUUAUCAUUUCAUUUACCAUUCUCUGUUUCUCCUCCUGCUUCCUCCCUCUCCUUCUCCUCUUCCUCGUCUCUGUUUCUUUUUCCACCUACUCCUUCUUUUCCCUCCCUUUACAUCGACCACCAUUUCCUCCCACUCGCUAAGACGACUACCGCAACAACUCUCGCAUUGCACUACAUAUCCUUUUCUUCCACCUCCAACAACCACUCUCCUCCCUCUCUUUCUUCCUACUCUCUUGCAACGCUCUAACUCUUCCUCUCCAUUCUCCUCCCCCUCCUUUUUUUUCAACCACCAACCACACUGUGCUUGUCUCCCUCAUUACUCUCACUCUUCCUCCUUUCUCCAUACCCAUUGCUGGCAUCGACUCCCACUCCUCAUUCCGUGA
This is a messenger RNA of Acanthosepion pharaonis, 459 nucleotides long. NCBI's taxonomy places the organism in Eukaryota, Metazoa, Mollusca, Cephalopoda, Sepiida, Sepiidae. The record is from the annotation of a GenBank genome assembly.